GCAAUUUAGUAAACAGGAAGCAGAGGAGACGUCGAAAAUGCGUGUCCAGUUCUGUGCAGUCAGACAAGCCAACGACCAAACCUAACUUCCGUUUUAGAGAGAGAAGCUUCUCUCCCUCUCUCUCUCUAGCUUUAUUCACGCUCAUUGCGUUCGAAGAGAGAAAAGCUACUAGCUUCUCUCUCUUCCAAUCGAUUCGUUGUUUGGAGAUCAAUCAAUUCAGUUCCAUUCGAGUGUUUUCAGCAGAUUAAAAAGCAUUGAGUUUCGGUGGAAAUGGAGGAGUACUUAGGGAAGACUUUCGAGAAGGAAUUCGAAGGUUUGGGGAUAGUCAAAGGAACGGUGAGAUCGUAUGAAUCGGAGAGUGGUUUGUUCGAGGUUGUGUACGAGGAUGGGGAUUCCGAGGAGCUGGACGCGAUUGAGGUCGUAGCUUUGCUAGGCGGCGGGUCCCACUCCGCUGACUAUGGAUUCUCGCGAGAGCCGUGCCCUGUUGUUGGCCGGAAACCGAAGAAACGGCGUCGUAUCGGGGAGGAGGCGGGUAAUUCGGGCUGCAACUUGACGGCGGCGGCGGCGGCUGGUAUGGGAGAGAGUUCGGGCGUGUCUAGUGAUGGUCAGGAGAAGGGAGGUGUGACUUUGAAUUUGAAUCUUAAUGAUCAUCAUCCUAUGUUGAGCUUUGAUUUGAAUGGCGACGUGGAUUUGAAUGAUGAUGGUGGCGGGGGCGUUGGAAGAGUUGAUCUCGACUUGAAUUUGAAUGAAGGUUUGGAUUUAAAUACUGGCGUCGAUGUAAGCGUUGAGUAUAAUACUUUAGGUAGAGUUGAAGAGAACUUGAGUCGAAGUAAUAUUAUUGAUUUGAACGCGGACCCAAAUGAGGAUGCUAACUGUGCUUUUGCAAAAGAUGAUUCAUUAGAGUGUGUUUCUCUGGUUAUCAAGGAAAAGAGUCACUCUUUUGACUUGAACUUAGAAGCCGGUGAAGAAGAACCUACAAAUUUAGAUGUCAAGUGUGAUAUGAAGGAGAAAGGAAUAACUGUUCCUCAAGCUGAUGGUUCAUCCCAGAAGCAUGAAAGACCCCCAAUUGUUCUGGCGCUUUGCUGCCAGAAUGUAGGAAGACCCUCAUUGAAUCUCCAUAGGGGGUUGACUGGGAAGAAACUUGUGGAUGGGAGUUUGAAGGAAGUUGAACUUAAAUUAGUGGAUACAGGGCCUGCCGGAGUUGGUUGUGGAAAUGGAAUUUCUUCAAUUUCAGGUAAAGGGAGAAGAGGUAGGAAGCGGAAAAGUCUCUCUGAUGCUCCUGAUGAUAUGACUGAACCAAUGUUGAGAAGAAGUACUCGGAAAGCCAGAAGGGCAGGUUUGUCCUCUCAUGAGAAUGAUCCCGAAACAGUAGUGCCUGAUGCUGUCAAUGAUCCCCUUUCAUCUCCUGCACAAAGUGUGGUUUCAGAUGAAAAACUUACUGUCUCAAGUCAUGAAGACUCCGAGGAACGAAAUUUCCUUCCUCCAAAGCCAGAGUUGCCCCCUUCUUCGGAUAAGUUGGAUUUAGAAGGAAUGUCUGUGCUGGAUAUCUUCUCUGUUUAUGCCUUAUUAAGAUCAUUUAGUUCCUUAUUGUUUUUAAGUCCCUUUGAAUUAGAGGACUUUGUUGCAUCAAUUAAAUGCAAUACUCCUACUGUAUUAUUUGAUUCCGUUCAUGUGUCCCUUUUGCAAAUGCUGAGGAAACACCUGGAGUCCCUAGGCAGUGAAAGUUCUGAGUCUUCAUCUAAUUGUCUUAGGUCUCUUAAUUGGGAUCUGCUUGACUCAGUCACCUGGCCUAUAUUUUUGGUUGAGUAUCUGCUUACGCAUAAUUCUGGAAUCAAAGUGGCUUUUGAUAUAUGUCACCUAAAACUAUUUGAGAGUGAUUACUAUAAGCAACCAACUUCUGUGAAGAUUGAGAUACUGCAUUGUCUUUGUGAUGAUGUUAUUGAAGUUGAGGCCAUAAGGUCAGAGCUUAGUAGGAGAACGGUGAUAACAAAGCCAAAUAUAGAUUUCGACCAAAAUAUGAAGCUUGACAGUAUAAAGAAAAGAAGAGUUACAACAGAUCUUGCCACUGGUUCUUGCUUGACAGAGGAUGUGGAUGAUGAAACAGAUGAUUGGAACAGCGAUGAAUGCUGCCUUUGUAAAAUGGAUGGGAACUUAAUAUGCUGUGAUGGUUGCCCAGCCGCCUUCCAUUCCAAGUGUGUGGGUAUUGCUAGCAGUCUUCUGCCAGAUGGAGAUUGGUACUGCCCUGAAUGUAUUAUUAACAGAAAAGUACCAUGGAUAAAAGUUGGAAAAUCAAUUCGAGGAGCAGAGUUGUUGGGCAUUGAUCCUUACGGCCAGCUAUUUUAUAGCUGCUGCAGUUACUUGUUGGUGUCAGAUUCUUGGGGUGAUGGAUCAUCAUUUAAGUAUUAUGACAGGAAUGAUUUGCCUGCAGUUAUCAGGGCCCUCAAGUCAUCAGAAGUUGUUUACCGCACUUUGCUAGUUGCAAUUUCAAAGCUUUGGGAUGCAUCUUCUUUAAUUGAUGGUGCAACAAGUGAUUUGUACUCACAGAACAAAGUUGUAUGUGAGGAUUUUCCUAUGAUGCCCCUGCAACAGAACAAUGAUAUAGUUAACGGCGAAAAGCCUAUGGAAAUGGUAAUGAUCUCUACAUGUUCUGGUGACCAAGGAUGCGAGAAGUCAGAAUCUGUGGAUCUUUCAGCCAAGAUGGAAAAGCAACUGGGCAGUUCUGAAGAAUCAACUGAUUUAUCUCAAGCUCAGUUAAGUAAUCAAAAUUCUAGCAGAAGUGGGAUGCAAUAUGAUUCUGAGUCAAAGCAGCAGUAUAUAGAUGCUUAUGUGAACUUUUAUAGUUUUGCUCAUUCAGCAUCAUCAAUUGUUGAAGAACUAACCCAUAAACCAUCUGAUAAGUCAACUGAAGAUGCUUUAAGAUCAGAGGAAGAAAUUAUUUCAGCUCAGCUGAAGGCCAUAUCAAAGAGAUCUGCUGACUUCUGUUGGUCAAAUAUUCAGAAUUUAAAUGUUGCUGCUAGGAAAGAAAAAUGUGGCUGGUGCUUCUCUUGCAAAGUUCCUGAAUGUAAAAGGAAUUGCUUGUUCUUAAUGAAUGAUACUGGUCCUGCUCCUGAAAGAUUUUCAAGUGAGGCAUUAUGUGCUAGCAAAAGAAACAUUAGGAAAGGCCAUCUUGUUGAUAUAAUGUACCAUAUAAUUUGCAUAGAAGAUCGUUUACAUGGUCUUCUGUUGGGUCCUUGGUUGAGCCCAAUGUACUCCCAGAUGUGGCGCGAAAGUGUUCUUGCAGCAUCUGAUGUUGCCUCACUAAGAAUUCCAUUAUUAAAUUUAGAGUUAAACUUGCGUCAACUAGCGCUUUCAGCUGAAUGGUUUAAGAACGUGGAUUCUUUGGCAACAAUUGGUUCUGCUUGCCAUAUUGUAACCAAUCGAGGGCGUGUUUCCUCUAGGCAUGGCAUGGGAAAAAAGGUUUUGCAUUCAGAUCUGAAGUCAAAUCCAUCUUCAAAUGCUGGGAGUGGUUUGGGACUGUUUUGGUGGAGGGGCGGUAGGCUUUCUCGUCAACUUUUUAGUUGGAAGGUUUUGCCUCGUUCGUUGGCUUCUAAAGCUGCUCGACAAGGUGGAUGUAAGAAGAUACCUGGCAUUCUAUAUCCUGAUGGUGCAGAACUUGCCAAGAGAAGUAAAUUUGUUGCCUGGAGAGCUGCUGUAGAGACAUCUGGAAGUGUUGAGCAGCUUGCUCUUCAGGUUAGAGAUCUUGAUGCACAUAUUCGAUGGAAUGAUAUUGGAAAUGUUAAUAUUCUAACUAUGAUUGACAAGGAAUCUAAAAAACCAGACAGGUCAUUUAAAAAAGUCAUUAUUCGGCGAAGGUCAUCUCGGGGCCAAGUGGUUAAGUAUCUUCUUGAUUUUGGCAAAAGAAGAUUUCUCCCUGAGAUUGUUUUAAAAUAUGGGUCCAUGCUUGAGGAGUCCUUGGAUAAAAGGAAAAGAUAUUGGCUGGAGGAGACCUAUGUUCCGUUGCAUCUCUUGAAAGCUUUCGAGGAGAAAAGAAUUGCUUGCAAGUCCAAUAAGUUAAGUCCUAUCAAGCCCAGUGAGAGCAAAAACAUCAUAAAGAAGCCAUUCAAGAAAAAGGGAUUAUCUUACCUUUUCUCAAAAGCAGAGAAAUCUGAAAAUGAUAAGUGUGGUCAUUGCAACAGAGAUGUCCUCAUAAGGGAAGCUGUGAGCUGUCAGUACUGCAAAGGCUUUUUCCACAAAAGGCAUGUGAGAAAGUCCACUGGAACUAUUCCUGCUCAAUGUGUCUAUACAUGCUACAAGUGCCUGGAUGGGAAGCAUGUAAAAAGCAAAACCAAGGUGAAAUUAGGGACGAAAAAGAAUAAGAACACAUCAAAAAUCUUAAUGGCAUUGCAUUCACGAACCAAGAGAAGGUGUACUAAGGAUAAGCUGCUGGCACAUUCUCAAAAUAAUACUAAUAAAGAUCCUGUUGUUAUGCCUCUUCGACGUUCUGCUAGGAGGGCUAAAAUUUUGUCUGUGCAAGAGAAAAAUAUAAAGAAGAAGAUUGGAAUGACAAGUGGUAAAUUCAUGAAAUCAAGGAGAGGGAGGCCUAAAAUUUUGUCUGUGCAAGAGAAAAAUAUAAAGAAGAUUGGAAUGACAAGUGGUAAAUUCAUGAAAUCAAGGAAAAGGACUUCAAAGAAACCAACUGAAGCUAUACAGAAGAAGAAGAGAACUCAGUUCUUUCAUAUUUACUGGUUGAAUGGCCUCCUGCUGUCACAGAAGCCUAAUGAUGAACGAGUUGCACUAUUCAGGAGUAAAAAGCUUUUUGUUCUUUCAGGACCGUUGGGUGCCACAGUUGAUUCUCCAAAAUGCAGUCUCUGUGGGGAACUAAAGUCUACACUUGCACUGAAUUACAUAGCUUGUGAAGUUUGUGGAGAUUGGUUUCAUGGAGAUGCAUUUGGUCUUACCUCUGAAAGACUUGAUAUUUUAAUUGGAUUCAAGUGCCACAAGUGUCGUGGCAGCAGCCAUCCUGUGUGUCCUUGUCUGCCUAUCAUCAGGGGUGCCGAGGCUAAGCUGGUUGGGCUGAAGAGUGAUGCUAUGAUUGAAUCUGCAAACUUGAGACAUCUUGAAGAGAAAUUUCAAUCACAUGUAGAAUCAAAUAGAUCUUGCCUUUCUGGUGAUGAUGACAAGAAGCAGUUGUCAAAUGCUACUAAUGUAGACAAUGAGGAGGAUGGGAGUUUGCAUGUGAUUGGGAUAGCACAGAGCACAUUAGCGAUGGAUGGAUCCGGAAGGACUGAUAUCCAACUGCAGGAUGAGCCGAUAUUGUUGAAUGAGAAUUUUGUCAAUUCUAGCCAGAAGGAUCAGAAACCACCAGAAGAGUGGGCAUUUCCAAAUGAUAAAUCUUCAAUUGAAGGUGAUGCCAUGGAAAUUGAUGAUGCUCCUAUUGGUUUGUGGAGCAAAACAUGGAGACAACGCAAGCCUUGUUAGUACAGAGUGCCUAUCAUUUUCGUCCUAAGUGGAGCACAGGGGAACAGGAUAAUCAUCAUUGACAAAAAUAGCCGAAGAAUGGUAACUCAACAGCCAUUCUGGAAUGAUGGUAAACAGAUUGGCACUCAACAUAGUUGCCUGCUUAGGCGUUUAUGGGUUCAGGUUAACUACUAGGUGGAGAAAAAAAAAGGCUGGGACUGUAGAUUAUAGUUUUAUACAUAUAGUUGUGCUAACUAUCAUAGAAAUUAAAGAAGUUUCGGAUCUUCAUAUGUCAUUGACAUUGAGGAACCAAUUACAUUUCAUUAGCAAUGUUAUGGUGACUCAGUCAAACCUGAGAGAAAAUAACAAGAUUAUAUCAGGCUUCUUUUGACAAAAUUCUAAGUUUUGAUUCAAGAUUGGUUAGUUGAACCCAGCAUUAGGUCAGAGGUAGAGAAUGGAUGCAGUGAAGCACCGGAGUUGGCAUUCGGUUCUCAGUAGACAUUGGAAUUCUUUUUCCCAGUGUGUCUGUCAAUUUAUUCUACUUCAGUGCUACAACUGGAUUAACUGGGAAAUAUUUGAAGGUGAAACUGUUAAAUACUUCGUAUACAAGCAUUCAUCUGCUUCUUUUGUUCUCUCUAAUUUAUAUGGUGUUAACUUUCGUCAUACUCUGUAUUUAACAUUUAACAUUAAGAUCUUAUUUUUUUCCCCUUUGCUGAUUGAGUAUUAUUUUCUUUUCUGCAUAGCUUUAUCUAAGGAUGUAAAAAUGGUGACCUAAGACAUCUCUUUUCUUUAGCAUGUUUAUUAGGUCAGUUAGUUGUAUGAAGUAAAGGGUAGGAAUGUAUUUUAUUUUUUGUUAAAGAAAUGCAGUCUCCUUAUUUGAUCUCCA
Molecule: messenger RNA, 6322 nt
Organism: Ipomoea triloba (trilobed morning glory)
Lineage: Eukaryota; Viridiplantae; Streptophyta; Magnoliopsida; Solanales; Convolvulaceae
Product: DDT domain-containing protein PTM
Exons: 9
Coding region: 271-5457 (1728 amino acids)
Source: RefSeq, a predicted model, not a curated record